AUGUCUACAAGUAUGGCAAAUACUCAUGAACAUAACCUAUCUCAGAUUAAUAAUACUAUAAACAUUUAUGAAUCUUGCGAUAUAUUAUCUAAAGAUGAUGAUAGAAUACCUGUUUUUUUAACUAAAUUAUGGAGUAUUGUUAAUGAUCCUGAUUUAAAUCAUAUUGUAGAAUGGGAUGAGAGUGGUUUAAGCUUUCAUAUUCAAGAUUCAAUGGCAUUCUCUAGGGAUAUUUUGCCACAAUAUUUUAAACAUAAUAAUCUUAAUAGUUGUAUACGUCAGUUAAAUAUGUAUGGUUUUAGAAAAAUUACUGCAGUUGAUAAAAAAAAUAUAACAGAAAAUCAAAAUCUCACCAAUCAUCUUGAAUUUUUUCAUAAUUAUUUUGUCAGAGAUAGGUAUGAUUUAUUACUUAAAAUUAAAAGAAGAACAUCAACAUCUAAGUCAAGUCAUCAACAACCUAUGGCGACAGCUAUUGAAAACAUGUCCAACAAUAUCAAUAAUAAUAAUAAUAAUAAUAGAAGAUCAGAUGAAGUCAGUAGAACAACAUUAAUGGAAGAAAUAAAACAAAUUGGAAAAAAACAAAUAGAAACAGAGAAACAUAUUGUAACUUUAAAACAGCAAAAUGAAACAAUAUGGAAAGAAAUUGAUAAUUUAAGUGCUAAAUGUAAAAUGCAACAAGGAAUAAUAAAAAAAUUAUGUAGUAUAAUAACAAUACUUGGAAGGGGAAAUCAACAACCAAAAAUAAUUAGACAGAAACGGCUUUUAGCUAUACCAGAAAUAAACAGUCAAAAAAGUGAGAAUAAUUUAUUGAUGUUACCAAAAGAUGAGUAUAUAAAAUAUGAAAGUCAUGAUGAGGUGAAAUAUUACAAAAAUUUUGAAGAAAAUCAAAAUAAGGUAGUUUCUAUAAAUGAUAACCAAAUGUUUUUUAGUAAAAAAUUAUUGUCACCUGAAUUAAUAGAUAAUAUCAAUUCAAUAGAAAAUUCAUACUGUUCAAUGGAUGUGAAACCAUAUAAUUCAUCCAUAAAAAAUUCCAAUGAAAUUAAUGAUCACCUAAAUUUACCAAAAAUAAAAGUUUCUCGAAGAUCUAAUAAUAGAAUUACCUUUAAUACAAAUCAAAAAAUGUCCGUUAAAAAUAAUUGUAUAAAUAAAGCAAAAAAAGUUGUUAUGUUAAAUGAUUAUUCAUUACUUAGCAAACAGACAUUAAGUAUUGGAAAUAGUUUUUGUGAAAAUUCACCACCAACCACCAAUAAUUUUAUGGUUGAUAAUGACUAUGAAUACUUAGAUAUAGAUAAUGAUUUUAUUUCCAGUGAGAAUAAUAUUGAAUUGAAGGAUGAUUUAAAUGAUCAUAUGUCUGAAGAUUAUUUGUAUUAA
This is a messenger RNA of Strongyloides ratti, 1368 nucleotides long. RefSeq names its product Heat shock factor (HSF)-type, DNA-binding domain and Winged helix-turn-helix DNA-binding domain-containing protein. The record is from RefSeq and is a predicted model, not a curated record. The coding region runs from base 1 to 1368 and encodes 455 amino acids. Gene Ontology annotation, molecular function: sequence-specific DNA binding; DNA-binding transcription factor activity. Lineage: Eukaryota; Metazoa; Nematoda; Chromadorea; Rhabditida; Strongyloididae. Gene Ontology annotation, biological process: regulation of DNA-templated transcription. The transcript has 2 exons.